Messenger RNA from Apis laboriosa (Himalayan honeybee), 2766 nucleotides. RefSeq lists its product as uncharacterized. Lineage: Eukaryota; Metazoa; Arthropoda; Insecta; Hymenoptera; Apidae. The transcript has 17 exons. The record is from RefSeq and is a predicted model, not a curated record. Bases 1 to 2766 code for a protein of 921 amino acids. Gene Ontology annotation, cellular component: nucleus.
AUGACAUAUACUUCAAAUACCAUGUCAAAAAAAAACAAAUCAUCUAAACAUAAAAUUUGCUGCUUCUGUAGAUCAUCACAAAAUAAUGAAUUGGAAUUUGGAAAAUUUUAUGAAGAUGGUAACAUUGUUACACAUUAUUAUUGUUUGCUUUUAUCAUCAAAUAUGCAACAGAGAGGAAAAGAUGAUCAAGGUAUUUUAGGUUUUUUGAAAACGGAUAUACAAAAAGAAAUUCGCAGAGGAAAAAGACUGGUAUGUUCAUAUUGUAAAAAAUCUGGUGCCACUCUGGGAUGUUGCAAUGUAAAAUGUAAAAAAAUAUUUCAUUAUCCUUGUGGGUUAAGGGCUGGUACCUUAAAUCAAUUUUUUGGUGAAUUUAGAUCAUAUUGUAUAAAUCAUAGACCAAAGCAAAAAAUAGAUACUCAAGUUAAAUAUGAAUUAAAAAAAAUGAAUGAAAUAGUAUGUUAUAUAUGUUACGAGGAAGUGGAUUCUUAUAAUAAAGUUGAUACAAUGUGGGCUCCAUGUUGUAAAAAAAAUGCAUGGUUUCAUAGAAAAUGUGUACAGCAACUUGCUAUGAGUGCUGGAUAUUUUUUUAAAUGCCCUUUAUGUAAUGAUAAAAAAUUAUUUCAAAAAGCAAUGUUAGAAUUUGGUAUUUUUAUCCCAAGUCAAGAUGCUUCAUGGGAACUUGUACCCAAUGCAUUUGAAGAACUUUUAUAUAGACAUGAUCAAUGUGAUGCUUCUGUAUGUCUUUGUCCUAAAGGAAGGAAAUAUACAAGUUUUAAUGCAAAAUGGAAAUUAACACUUUGUCGCACUUGUGGUUCACAAGGAAUUCAUAUGGCUUGUGGACAGCUUAAAUGGACUAAUCCUGUUUGGGAAUGUACAGAGUGUAUUUCUAUUCUAGGUAAAUCUAAAGAAAUUGCUAGUUCAAGUUCAAUAAGAGAUACAUUAGAGAAUAUUUCUGAUACAGAUGAUUCAAACAGUGAUAUUUCUGUUGGUAAAGAUUCACCUGUACCAUUUAUAUCAAGUUCACCACUUAUAAGCUCCACAUUACAAAUGUCAACUAUUAAAUUACGUCCUGGUCCUCGAAUUUAUAAAUUAAAACAACUUGAAGCAAAUAAAGAAAUGCAAAACAUUAAUAAACAACAAACCAGCAAAAACAUAAAUAUAUUGAAUUUAACAAAUAUGGAACAAUAUAGUGUACAAUCUACAAGCAGUAACGAAAUUUUUACGAAUGUGUCAAGUUCGAUAAAUGAAGACAAUAUCAAUUUUUCAAUUCGACAUUCCAAAUCACAGUUGGAUGAACAAGCUAAUAAUAUUUUUACACUUGAUAAUGUUAAUGGCAUUAUAGAGGCCAAUAAAUGUACUACAUUAAAUGAUAAAUUUGUUAUUGAGGAUAAUGAAAACGAAAAAAAAUAUGUAUCUGAAUUUAAAGACGUUAAAAUUGAAUUUAAUAAAAAUAAUAUUCUAUAUGAUUCUAUUCCAUCAAAAAUAGAAAAAUUACAAAAUAAUUUAAAUCAAAAUAAUAAUAAGAAUUUUCAAAUGAAUAAUUUAAAUUUAAUUGAGUCAGAUAAUUUAAGGAAAUUCAAUUUACAAAAUAAGACAAAAUCUAAUAUUUUAGAUGAUAAAAUAAAAUUAAAUCAUGAAAAUGAAUAUAUUUAUAGUGAUUUUGUUUCAAAUAUUAAAAUUACAAAUGUAGUUUCAUUGGCACCUGAAGAAUUUGAAAAUGUAAUGUCUGAUGAACAAAAAAAAAUCAAAAAUCGAACAUCACAAAAUAGAAAUUCAAUAUUACAUGAAAAUGAUAUUUUGGAAUCAAAUUUGAAAAGGAAAUGUGACAAAAUUACAAUGAAUCCAAUAAUGUCAUAUAUAAAUGAAUCUAAAAGAUUGAAAAAAAGUAACAGUGUAAUAGGAGAAACAUCAAAAUCAUCAUGCAUUUCUACAAAUGCUUUAAUAAAUGUUUCAUCUAAUAAAAAUAAUUUGCAAAUUAUUCAGUAUAAUGAAAAUAAUACUUCUAUAAAUGAUUGUAACAUACAGAAUAAAAAAUCACAUAUUCAGAUUAAAGAAAAUUGUAAUUUCGAAGAUAUACUAUGUACAUCUAAUACAAAAUGUUUAUCAAAAAUUGAUACAUCAAAUAAUUUAUUAUAUAAUAAAACUGAUUUAACAAAUGAAGAAAAUACUUAUACAUAUAUAGGUAUUACAAAUGAUGCGAAUAAAGAAUUUGAAAAUAUUAAAAUUGAUAAUAACAUAAAAAAUUGUGAUGAAGAUGUAAGUAUUAAUUCUACUAGAGAAUCGAGAGAUAAAAUUUUUACAAAUGAUAUAAGGAUCAAAAACAUUGAUAAAUCUGUAAAUUUAGACGAUUUGAAAUCUAAAAAAUCACAAAAAUUAGAACAAUGGAAAUCUCAGAAUAAUGUUGAAAUGAUUAAUGCAAAUUAUAGAAUAUCAAACAAUAAAUUUCAUGAUAUAUGUUGGCAAGAAAAAAAUAAAACUAUAGAUUAUAAUUAUUCUCAAUUAAUACCAGAAUAUGUAUGUUUACGAGAUCUUAAAUUUCGUGUACAUAAUAUAAAUAAUCUGCAGAUGAUCUUGUACAAUAAAUUUUCUGUAAAUAUUAAUAUGGAAUGUAAUAUUUCAUCUGCUUAUACUGAAGACAAAAACACAUAUAUAUUUAAUGAACAUUCUAAAAAUUAUCAAGAUGAAACAAAAGAAAAUUUAAAUCCAGAGACAAUUUCUUGCAAAAAUAUAACAGAUGAUUUAUUAAUGAACACAGAAUUAAAGUAA